CUGGAUGCUUUCUUGUCCGUAAUAUUCCCUUUACCCCCUUCACCUGCAGUAAGGAUUCAAGAUGACUAACACCAGGGGUAAGAGGAGGGGGACGAGGUACAUGUUCGCAAGGCCCUUCCGCAAACAUGGUCCUGUUCCCCUCUCUACCUACUUCCGCAUCUACAAGAAAGGGGAUAUUGUUGACAUCAAGGGUACAGGUACCAUUCAAAAGGGCAUGCCCCAUAAAUGUUACCAUGGCAAGACUGGAAGGGUAUAUAAUGUUACACAGCAUGCUGUAGGCAUUAUUAUCAACAAGCAAGUCAAGGGCAAGAUCCUUGCCAAGAGAAUCAACGUGCGCAUUGAGCAUAUCAAGCAUUCAAAGAGCAGAGACAGCUUCUUGCAGCGUGUCAAAGCAAAUGAGCAGAAAAAGAUUGAGGCCAAGGAGAAGGGGACCUGGUUUGAACUGAAGCGUAAGCCUGAGGAGCCUAGAAAAGCACACUUCGUACGAACCAAGGCAAACAAACCACAAUUGCUGGAACCAAUUCCAUACGAAUUCAUGGCAUAAUUUUUGUGUACAACAUCAAAUUAAAAGUAUUCUGCAGUACUUGUA
Messenger RNA from Callorhinchus milii (elephant shark), 589 nucleotides. RefSeq names its product ribosomal protein L21 (gene rpl21). NCBI's taxonomy places the organism in Eukaryota, Metazoa, Chordata, Chondrichthyes, Chimaeriformes, Callorhinchidae. The transcript has 5 exons. The coding region runs from base 62 to 544 and encodes 160 amino acids. Gene Ontology annotation, molecular function: structural constituent of ribosome. Gene Ontology annotation, biological process: translation. Gene Ontology annotation, cellular component: ribosome; cytosolic large ribosomal subunit. The record is from RefSeq and is a predicted model, not a curated record.